This is a messenger RNA of Mauremys mutica (yellowpond turtle), 5796 nucleotides long. RefSeq names its product terminal uridylyl transferase 7 (gene TUT7). NCBI's taxonomy places the organism in Eukaryota, Metazoa, Chordata, Testudines, Geoemydidae. The transcript has 29 exons. The record is from RefSeq and is a predicted model, not a curated record. Gene Ontology annotation, molecular function: RNA uridylyltransferase activity; zinc ion binding; nucleic acid binding. Bases 197 to 4828 code for a protein of 1543 amino acids.
CCGGAGUGUGACGUCAUCGCCGCGCGCCGGGCAGGUUACGGCGCGUGAUGACGGAAUGGGGGAGCGUUUCCGGAAGCGCUGCCCGGACGGGCUUGUGCAGGACUUCAGGCGCUUCCGCCUCGAGUCGGCACAAUGAAGCGGGAGCAAUAACCGGAAGAGCCGAGGGUGCAAAUUAUUAUAUUGAAAAUCAAUUACAAUGGGAGAUGCUGCAAAACCUUGCUUUGCCAAAAGAACGAAGGAGAGGGGAGUUUUAGAUGAAGAGGAAUUGAAAAGGAACCCUUUACAACACGACUACCACCCCAUGGAGGAUUACGGACAUGGCAAAAAAAUAGAUAUGGGCUUUCAGAAGAAAAAGGGAACACAAGGUCACUGUGGAAACAGUCCUAGAAAAGGACCACAUAGUAUUCUGAUUAGCUCAAAUUCUUUUAAAAACAUGGGUCACAACCAAGGGUUUAGGAUAAAUGAUACCCAAAAAGACCAAAUUAAGAAAUGGAUAUCCGAUGACCAUCGUGGCAAUUCAGACAGCUGGAGAGAGUACAAAUCUACAGUUCGGAUUCCUAUGCUUAACAGGACAAGAAAAGACUCUUUUCAUGAGGUUGAAGGUGCAGGAAGCAGAAAUGUCAGAAGACAGCUUCAGAAAGACUUAAAUGAAGAAAUGUCAGACACACAGAAAGGAAACUCUGAAAUGAAGAAACAUAGGAAACCAAGGAGAGCAAGAAGGACAGAAAAAGAGGAGUAUGAUCAAGAUGACUAUAUGGACGGCCCGGUUAUAGAUGAGUCGAUGCUGUCAGUGAAGGAACUACUAGGGUUGCAGCAGGCUGAAGAGCGAUUAAAGAGAGAUUGCAUUUACAGACUAAAGAAGCGUCCUCGAAACUACCCAACAGCCAAAUAUACCUGCAAAUUGUGUGAUGCUUUGAUUGAGUCGGUGACAUUUGCUCAUAAGCACAUUAAAGAGAAGAAGCACAAGAAAAACAUAAAGGAAAAGCAAGAAGAAGAACUGCUGACUACCCUGCCUCCACCAAUACCUUCCCAGAUACAAGCUAUUGGUGUUGCCAUUGAAAACGUAGUGCAAGAGUUUGGCUUAAAUAAUGAGGAUUUGGAACAAAGACUCAAAAUUAAAACAGCGAUGGAAGAUUUAUUGCACCAGAAAUUGCCAGAUUGCUCGCUAAGGCUGUAUGGCUCCUCCUGUAGCAGGUUUGGUUUCAAAACUUCUGACGUAAACAUUGAUGUCCAGUUUCCAGCCAAUAUGGCUCAACCAGAUGUUCUCUUACUUGUACAAGAAAGUCUGAAGAAUAGUGAAUCUUUUAUUGAUGUUGAUGCAGAUUUCCAUGCUAGAGUACCAGUGGUGGUUUGCAGAGAAAAGCAAAGUGGCCUUGUUUGUAAAGUAAGUGCAGGGAAUGAAAAUGCUUGUCUGACGACAAACCAUUUGGCUACUCUUGGAAAACUAGAACCAACUCUUGUACCUCUAGUGAUUGCCUUCAGGUACUGGGCAAAGCUGUGUUGUGCUGAUCGUCCUGAAGAAGGAGGUUUGCCAUCUUACGUGUUUGCUUUAAUGGUCAUUUUCUUUCUACAACAGAGGAAAGAGCCAUUUCUGCCUGUUUAUUUGGGAUUGUGGAUUGGAGGAUUCUCCUUAAACAGAUUAGUGAACUUCAACCUUAAAGAUGUUGAGAAUGAUAUUGUAGUCUGGGAGUAUAAUCCUGCUGUUGAUGAUGCUGAUUCCCCAAAAGAAGCUUCUCCUAAAAGGGGCAAGGUUCCCUUAGUGUUUGAUUCAGGACACCAGUGUUCAGCACCGGUUGGGCAGCUUUGGGUAGAACUGCUUCGCUUCUAUGCCUUGGAGUUUAAUUUGGCUGAUCUGGUCAUCAGCAUACGACUCAAAGAAGCAGUGUCUCGUGAAUCAAAGGACUGGCCUAAAAAGCGCAUUGCUGUGGAAGACCCUUACUCAGUAAAGAGGAAUGUGGCAAGAACUCUGAACAGUCAACUAGUAUAUGAAUAUAUUCUUCACUGCUUAAGGUCAACUUACAAAUAUUUUGCUUUACCCCACAAAAAACCUACAAAAUCUAGCCCAAAAAAGCCUUUGAAUGUCAAUGAGGAGACAUCACAAAGAUUAGAACCUGAAAAGGAUGCCAUAAAGCAUGAUGCCACUGAUAUGCAAAAUGUAGCUGACAAAAUGGGGCAAGUGGUAGCAACUGAUUGUAUUAAUAUUGAUAGAAGUAUAGACAUGCCUGAGGCAUGUACAAUUGACCCUUCAAAGGUGUUUGUCUCUAAAAGCCUGACUGAAGAAGAACUGGCAGAUGAUAUAGGACAUUUGGGAAUUGCCCAGGAAGAUUCAGACUUUGUAAUUGAAGACAUGAUUUCUGGUGAUAAUGAGGACUCUAAACCAAGCUGUGUAGAGACAGAAAGUGGAAAUGAUGAGGAGGAGGAAGAGGAAGAACAUGACCAAGAUAAGAAAUGGCAGAAAAAUGUGAUCGUUAUUGAUCAAGGCUUGGAUGAAUACAGUGAAAAUGGAGAUCUCCCUAUUCCAGCAAGUGAGCAUGAUGUUGAAACAUACAGUAUUUCAGAGACUGAAGGUGUUCAGAGCACUGUAGUCGCAGAGAGGGAUGAGUUUGGUUUAGAAUGCAAUGUAAUACUCGAUGAUAAAGCUGAGAUGGAUGAGGAGAGCACAGAGGAGACUGAUGAACUGGAUGAUUCCCUUAACAAAUUUGCACCUUCGUUACAAGACCAGAUAUCUGAAAUCAAUAACUCAGAUGAGGAGGGGGAGGAAGAGGAGGGAGAACAGAGUCUUAUCCUAAACCAAGCAGAAUGUGGUGGUAUUGUGACUGCUGAAGAUGAGCUGGACAAUACUUACACUGCAUCUGGGGAUGAAGAUGCACUGUCUGAGGAAGAGGAAGAAUUGUCCAUCUCUGUUAAAUAUGAAGAGACAGAGCUGGGAAAAAAUGUAGAUAAACCUCUAAGGGUAGAUUUGAAUGAAGAGGAUUUUAUAGAAAAAGGAAGCCUUUGUGAAGAGGGCAUACUAAUAGGACAGUUUCUGGAAUCUGAGCUCUUUUAUGAAUUUAAUAAACCUGCUUUCACAAAGGGCAAGUCUCCUAUGGUGGUAUGUAGCUUGUGCAAACGAGAAGGUCACCUAAAGAGGGAUUGUCCAGAAGACUUCAAAAAAAUUGAGCUAGACCCUUUGCCAGCGUUGACACCCAAGUUUUCAAAUAUUUUAGAUCAAGUUUGCAUCCAGUGUUACAAAGAUUUUGCUCCAAAUAUUAUAGAAGAUCAGGCUCGUGAACAUAUACGGCAAAAUCUGGAAAGCUUCAUCAGACAGGAGUUUCCAGGAACCAGGUUGAACUUGUUUGGCUCAUCAAAAAAUGGCUUUGGCUUCAAACAAAGUGACCUUGAUAUCUGUAUGACAAUUGAUGGACUGGAAACUUCUGAGGGACUUGAUUGCAUAAAAAUAAUUGAAGAAUUAGCAAGAGUACUUAAGAAACAUUCAGGUCUAAGAAAUGUCUUGCCAAUAACAACUGCUAAAGUGCCAAUUGUCAAGUUCUUCCAUGUGAGAAGUGGUCUUGAAGUGGACAUCAGUUUAUAUAAUACACUGGCCCUGCAUAAUACAAGACUCUUGUCCUCUUAUGCAGCAAUUGAUUCCAGAGUAAAAUAUCUGUGUUACACAAUGAAGGUCUUUACAAAGAUGUGUGACAUUGGAGAUGCAUCUAGAGGUAGCCUGUCCUCCUAUGCAUAUACUCUUAUGGUGCUUUAUUUUCUUCAGCAGCGAAAUCCACCCAUCAUUCCUGUUCUCCAAGAGAUCUACAAGGAGCCAAAGAAGCCUGAAAUUUUAGUUGAUGGUUGGAAUGUUUAUUUCUUUGACAAAAUAGAUGAGUUGCCAGCCUGUUGGCCAGACUAUGGUUCAAACACUGAAUCUGUUGGGGAGCUAUGGCUGGGACUUCUCCGCUUCUACACAGAAGAAUUUGAUUUCAAAGAACAUGUUAUCUGCAUCAGAAGAAAAAAUCUGCUUACAACUUUCAAGAAGCAGUGGACCUCCAAAUAUAUUGUUAUUGAAGAUCCCUUUGAUUUGAACCACAAUCUUGGAGCUGGCUUAUCAAGAAAAAUGACAAAUUUUAUAAUGAAGGCUUUUAUCAAUGGCAGAAGGGUAUUUGGUACCCCAAUAAAAGGAUUUCCUAAAGAAUAUCCCUCAAAAAUGGAAUACUUCUUUGACCCAGAAGUCCUGACAGAAGGAGAACUGGCCCCAAAUGAUAGAUGCUGCAGAAUUUGUGGUAAAAUUGGGCACUUCAUGAAAGACUGUCCCAUGCGGAGAAAGUUGAGACGACGACAUGAUCAUGAAGAUAUUAAAAACCAAAGGUACAUAGAGAACAACGAGAAAAGAAGCAAAGAGGACAAAGAAAUCCAAAAUAAAACCACAGAAAAAGAUACUUCAAUGAAGGAAGGAACGAUACUAUGUACACCUCAGAAAAACAAACUAGGGAUGGCAACAAUGGACACAGGAAGAGACAAGGCUUCCAGGCAGUCAGCAGAGAAGUGGAAGCGGCAGGAGGACAGGGACUUAAGAGAAAAACGUUGUUUUAUCUGUGGGAGAGAAGGCCACAUUAAAAAGGAGUGCCCACAGUAUAAAGGAGCUGCAGGUGGAUCAAAGUCAGAAAGUCUGUGUGGAUUCCCUUCUUUACCCAGUGCUGUUAAACAUGCUGGAAGACUAAAUCAGGGAAUACUUUUACAUGAGGAAAAGAAAAAACAAAAAGGAAAAGUGUUCUUGAGUCCCCAGACAGGCAGCCUUUCCAGUAAAUACAUGGCUCAGGGAAAAGCCUCACAGAAGAAGACUCAACAGGAAUCAUGAGGGGAUUGAAGAACUCUGAAAUUGCAAUACAGGCCAUCCAUUCACUUAAAAAAUUAGGUUCAUUUUGGCAAAAGCUUCUGGGCUCACAAGACAGCAGCACAAAACAAUGUUCAAUUUAAGUUUAAAGAAAACAUGGUAUUUUAAUUUGAAUUAGAUUGCUAAAAGUCAGAGGCAAUGGAUUUUUAAUGCAGUGCUCCUACCAUGGACUCCUGCUCUUAAUAGAUUAUUUGAACAUUUUAAUAGAAAGCCAUGAUGUCUGUAUUUGUUUACUAGGUAAAACAUGUAGAUAAGAGCAGGUGCUCAUUUUCAAGAUUUUAACGUUCAACCUGACCCUUUCAAAGUGCACCAAAAUUGUGUGCAAGCCAAAUAUAAUGUUUUAUUUUUCUUCAAAAAUUGACUUUUUGAAGGAGGAAAUGUUAUUUAUUGAUGUUGAUUGUUUACUGAAUCCUUGUGUAAAGUGUUUAAAAUGUUUGUGGACUACUACUGAUGUAUUUGCAAACAUUUUAUCUGCAGAGAAUUGAAAACACGAACAUUAGUAAACUUUUUUGUGAAACCCCUGUGGACACACUGCCACCGAGUUGUUUUUUUUCCCUUUGUGAUUUUGAGUUAAUAUGCUGCUGUGCUUGUGUACAGUAAAAGACUAAGAAGCAGGUUAGUCCUGUUUGAUGCUGCUAAGAAUCUUUCCCAUAGCCUAUAAAAUACAACAGACAAAAUUGCUAAAAGGCAGAAAAGAGUGAUAAUCAGCAAUAGGGGAGGGGUGUUACAUGCUUUUCUCUUUUCCUAAAAAGUGAAGAGGAUCCAACUGCCAGCCAAGGAUUUAAUUAACGUUGUCAUCUUAAGAUUUACUUGAAGUCCUUUUGGAACUGGUACUGUACCUUCAUACCCUGUUUGGGAAGGGGGAAUCAAUACAGGGUAAAAAUGAAACCACUGUUAUUUAUGACUUUGAAAUAAAAAAACAAAAGUUAAAA